Pimephales promelas (fathead minnow) is the source of this 2452-nucleotide messenger RNA. RefSeq lists its product as uncharacterized. NCBI's taxonomy places the organism in Eukaryota, Metazoa, Chordata, Actinopteri, Cypriniformes, Leuciscidae. The record is from RefSeq and is a predicted model, not a curated record. Gene Ontology annotation, molecular function: zinc ion binding.
AAUUUGAUUAUGAAAAUUCAUUCAAACCAUCAUGAAAAUCGUAUUGUGGCUUGUUUAGCUCUCACAACAGAAACGGUGAAGGAUAGGCGAAUAUUAUCUGAACAAUUGGAUGUCAUUUAAGCUUUCUGUAGUAUUUUAUCUGAUAUUAUGACUGACAUUCACACCAAUAUGAGGAUGAAGGCAUAAGCAGUCAUGGGGAAAUAUUCAAAGACUGCAAAACACUCCAGCAUAAGGAGAACUGCUGAAGAAGGACGGCGAGAGGAAUAAAAAAAAAUUGAGAAUUCUGAUUAUUCUUCAAUACUGUCAACUUUUCCAGGACUGGAGCUGGACUAUGACUGGCCAAGCAAACACAGCAUCCUAUUGCCUACAGGGAGGCAAUACCAUGACCGCAGAGCUGCCGCAGGACUCUGAUGAAGAUACCACAGACCUGUGGAACAUCCUCUUCAGACGACAACACCUCCAACAACGCCUUCAGUUUCUACAGGAGGUCCAAAAGAGGAACUCCAAAAUAGAAGGUAACCUUGCAAACGAAGAUGGCCCUUCAGAACUGGACAAAAUCGAGGAGGAGUUGGAGUUACUGGAGCAAAAAGAGAAGGAUCUUAUUGAGAAAAACAGCAAAUGGUCGACAACACAGUUCACAGACAAAGAUCCGAAUCAGGCUGCAGUACAAGGACUCUACAUUCUUCCUGUUUCUCCUAAUGCUCUCCAAAUGGAAAAAACAGGAACUAUUUCCUCUAUCAGUGCUCUGCAAGAAGAAAACACAGAGACCACAGUAAAACUUGAAGAUGUCACCAUGUCCCCUGCCAACGUGAAAUGCCCUUCUUGCCAUAAGACCGUCACUACUGAGAUUCGCUAUAAAGUGGGCAGCAAUGCCUUCCUCUUUUGCUGUCUCUUGUCUGUGGUGGGGUGUCUGGCCGGAUGUUGCCUGGUCCCCUUCUGUAUGGAUCGCUUCAAAGAUGUCGCCCACAUUUGUCCGUCCUGCCACAAAGACAUCUGUGCAGUAAAUAGGUUUUGAGCAUAAUGUUUCAGAUCGGUGAUACUGUGACUGUAACAACAUCAGAGGAGCCUGAGCACAGCGUGUUUUACAGAGAAAGGGAUUUUUUAUCUCUAUUCUAGCGACAGAAUUGUUUGGGAAGCCAAUGUAUGCUUUGAGAUGCAGUCAAGCAAUUAAUAACUGUGCUAAUGACAUGCUUAUAGGGUGAUAGCUAGUCAUGAGUUGUGAUGGAAGAAGUACGCAAAUCAUGUAGCAUAUUGGCUCAUUUUGAGUCAGAUAUGACCAAAUCAUGGUUUAUUAACCAGAGUUGUUUGCUAUACAGUUGAAUGGGUUAAACUUAGUGUGAAUCGCUUUAACCAGUUGACAAGUUUAUUAAUCAUCACUAUGCCUUGGAGUGGGUCUUUAUUUCUUCAUUUCAUUUUGUUUUUGAAAUGUAAAGCAUUACGUCUCCUCAAUUAAAAUACUCCUAAAGUAUCAAUAUUUGAAAUACAUACAGGCAUGAACAAUGUGGAUAGUAACAAUGAUCUGGAUAACAAUCCAAGCCCUUGAGAGAUUCGAUGUUUAUCAAUACAAUGUCUUUUUUAACAGCAUAAUAUAUUCAAACUGGAAUGGUCAGGUUUGAGUGACAUUUGUGAUUCUACAAAUAUUUAUAUAUCACUAAUAGUCAGGUAAAUGAGCCUUAAGGACAGUUAUAGGAAAUAUAUUGUAAAUAAAUGUCACUAUUUUUGUAAAUGAAACUUUCUAAUGCAUCAUGAAGACCCUAAGAGUCCCAUUUGAAAAAAUGUGUCAUAUAUACUCAGAAUAGAAAAAAAACAUCUCUUGUGGCAAAUAAACAAUAACAGACACAUUUUCUGCAUGUCAUUCCUCUGAUAUAUUUAAGAGACUCUAAAACAUCAUUUAUGACAGUAUUUUCACAAUACAUACAUUUUCAUUGACACGUGAUGGCGUAUAUAGUCGUAUCUUUAAAACUAUUCACAAAAUAUAGCUCAUGGAUGCGCCAGACGAUGUAUAAAAAUAUGUAUUACAUCCAUUAAAAUAUAUACACAAUGUGCAAAACAUAUGGCAUACAAAUGAUGAUUGAUCUCCCGCUUUGUAGGAUGUUCAAAGGCGGCGGGAAAUAUCGCCCAGUGUCAUCACCACUGAUACAUAAUAUACAUUUAAUAUUUGAUAAAGAGCAUGACAUCUACAGUAGAUGAGUCCAGCAGACGUUAUUGAAAAUGAGAAGUUUGACAUCCUAAAUGGCAAAAACACAAGCCACGGUGUUUCUAAUCUCAGUCAAAACAGGCGUCCAAGCAACUAGAUGAUAUAAAACUGAACAUCUCAUCUACUGCAUAUACUGUAUUCAAUACAGCACUGUAUAUAAAAUGCAAGUUAUUGCUUUACUCUCCAACUGCACUAUUAAACAAAGACGGGACACUUGUAUUGACUUCAUCUCUAAACUUUUUACAAUCAACUAAA